Messenger RNA from Fusarium pseudograminearum CS3096, 1263 nucleotides. RefSeq lists its product as uncharacterized. The transcript is spliced from 2 exons. Lineage: Eukaryota; Fungi; Ascomycota; Sordariomycetes; Hypocreales; Nectriaceae. The coding region runs from base 1 to 1263 and encodes 420 amino acids. The record is from RefSeq and is a predicted model, not a curated record.
AUGGCCGACGCACACGGCUCUACUACUCCUCCACCGCCAUCCCGCAUCCGCACUCCUCCAACUCCUCGCCUCGGUUACCAAGACCACUGGGAACCUUUUUCGCCUCGCAAGUCUGCACGCAUUUCAUCAAAACGAACAAGGACUCCAUCUCCCGGCGCAUCAGACCGUCAACCUCGAUCACCUCAAACCGCCAAAAAGUCUACCAAGCACCUCAGCGCUGGUAUCGCCUCACCUAUGACGCAAAAGAAGCGUGUACCCGCCAACGAUUUUGUUCGUCGCGCAACGGAAAACAUGCAUGCUGAAACUUCUCGAGAUGGCGCCAGCCGUCGCACUCAUGAGCGAUCCAGCUCUUCCGUCAUCGCCGCUGGUGGCAUGCUUCCUACUCCAUCAAAGACACCUCAAAAGCCACCCACUGAGAAGAAGGCUGCCCACAUAAAAGCAGUUGCCCGCAACCUUUUUAGCUCUGAUGCCGAUGAAGUAACUCUAACUCCCAAGAAGCGAUCUGCCAAGAAGUACAGUGGCUUUUCGUUGGAAAGCUUCGCCGUAGAGGAGAUCGAGGAACCUAUCGAAAUCUUUACCGAUACCCGGGAUCGGGUGCCUGUUCGUGAUGAGCGAGAAGACAACCCUUUCCUCAGUUCAGAAAACCCCUUCUUCAGCGAAGCACCCCGUGCUGGGCCUAGCAAACGUCACGACAAGCGCAAGGUCAAGGUUCCCGGAGAGGGCGUGAAGACCGUGGAUGAACUCGCUGACCGUAAGGAUGGUAUGGUGUACACAUUCCGUGGCAAGAGAUUCUUCCGCAAAUUCACUGAGCAUGAGGUUGAAGAUCUGGAUGAGAUCCAAGCUGCAGAGGAAGACCCAGAGGCUCACGUCCGUCGUCCUUUAACGCGAGCUUCGAUUAAGCCUCGUCUCCUUUUCCAGGAUGUCAAGACGGAGGAGCAGAUCGAAGAAGAAGAAGCUGUAACGGAUGUGGAAGAGAACGUCGAGGAACUGGCUUGCCCGGCAACGCCGUCAGUGUCCAAGAAAGAGCGUGAAUCUACUCCCGAAGCGCCCAAAUUCGCCCCGGCUUCACCACCGUCCACCCGACGAGUGACUCGAUCUGCCAACAAGCUGACAGAUGAGAGCGCACCCGUCAUCAAGCGGCCCAGCAAGCGAAGCCCCUUCGAUUCCUGGCGACGAACAAAGGAAAGCGCCCCCAAAUCCCCAUCGCGCAAACGGUCGGGAGAAAGCAUUGACACCAGGGAGACUAAGCGCACUCGCGUUUAG